GUUCCCGACCGACCCCCAGCCUUUUUUAUUCUUCUUCCUUCUUUACUUCUUCACCAACACAUAUCUCCCAUUAUCUAUCGCCAUGACUGACACUCAACCCGCCCCCGUUGCUAUCGAGGACAGCGGUGUUCCCGAACUCGAGUCCGCCCCCGAGGACGCCACCAAGGUUGUCGAGCACGUCCACGGCCCCAAUUGCAGCCACGACCAUGAGCACGACCAUGAGCACGCCAACGGAGAGGAGCAACAACAGCUCGCUGGACAGAGGAAUGACUUCGACCUCCUUGAGGUCAAUGGCACCAAGGACAAGACCACAGAUCCCUUGGUCAAGAAAUACUUUGAGGCCAAGGAACUGUUUGCCAAAGCCAACGAACGCUUGAACGAGAUCCCCGAGGGUGCUGAGACUGAGUUGAUCGAGAAGCACAAGGACGAUAUUGUCGCUGUGACCAAGGACCUCAUGCAGGCUUUCUUGCUGGACGAGAAGGCCUGCCAGCUGAACCAGAGGAUCCUCAAGCUGGCCGAGCAGUACGAGCUGUAUGUCCAGACCUACAACCCCGAGGGCACCUCGACUGCCACCGUCGACUCGGAGGAAGAAGGUGCUGAGCAGCAGACUACCAUCUACACCCGGGACUCUGUCAUUUUUGUCAUCAUGAUCCUCUGGAGCGGCGGUCAGUUCGAGCAUUGCAUCCAGACCUUGACCUUCGCCAUCCAGGAGUUCGAGAACAUCAAGGGUCGUCUCUUGGAGCUCCGUUCCUCGUGCUACAUGGCUCUUCGCAACUUCAAGGCCUGCAACGAUGAUCUUGAGACCGCAUUGACGGUCGAGCCCAUCAACGUCGAGAACCACUCUACCCUCGGUAACGUCUAUUAUGCCACUCACCAGGCCCAGGACGCCCUUCACCACUUCAAGUCCUUUGUCGAGGUCGCCCACCCCGACUCUCGCACCCUCCCCAACGCCUAUUACGCUCUUGCUGUCUUGACUCUCCAGUCCGCACCCAGUGGCACGAUCAAGAAGAAGAGCAACCAGGCGCUUAAGCAGGCUGCCGUGCUCAAGGAGGCCCAAGACUACUUCAAAAAGGCUCAGGAGGCCGAUCUUCGUUUCAAGGAGCUGUAUGGCGUCGUCACUGGCCUCAACGAGAUCAAGAGAACCGCCUACGAGGCCUUCCAGAUCCGUACUGCCAACCGCAAUGGCUUCAUCUCGACGGACCCUACUCCCGCUCUGUUGGAGGCCUCUGAGAUCUUGAAGAAGUCGUUUAAGAAUCCCGGUAUUUCUUCAUGCGCCAACUGUGGUCGCCCCGACAACGUUGCCAACGACACCCGCUCGCCCGAUCAGAAGCCUAAGCCCUUGAUCAAGUGCGCCAAGUGCAACAAGGUUGCCUACUGCUCCCGGCCAUGCCAGAUCACCCACUGGAACGCCUCGCACAAGAACAACUGCAAAAAGUAACUGGACUCUAGCACUUUUAAGGCCGCGUGAUCUUUGCUAUUCGUUUCUUUUUUUUUCUUGUUUAUUUUCAGUAUGUCUUUUUUAUUUACAUAUCACGGGAAAAGAAAGGCAGACACUUAGGACGUAGAAAGAAGUGCUCUUGUAAUCAUGUAUAGAGAAUAUAAAAAGAUAUUCAAAUAUUC
Messenger RNA from Gamsiella multidivaricata, 1620 nucleotides. RefSeq lists its product as uncharacterized. Gene Ontology annotation, molecular function: protein binding. The transcript is spliced from 4 exons. Lineage: Eukaryota; Fungi; Mortierellomycota; Mortierellomycetes; Mortierellales; Mortierellaceae. The record is from RefSeq and is a predicted model, not a curated record. The coding region runs from base 83 to 1438 and encodes 451 amino acids.